GGGGACUUCCAGCAGCUGCCCCCGCCGCUCGGCGCUGCGAUCAUGGAACUUCCCCUGCUGUGGGGGCUGGUGGUGAUGGCUGGUGUGAUGCCGGCCCAGGGCGGGAUCCUGAACCUGAACAAGAUGAUCGAGAAAAUGACCAGGAAGAUACCCCUCUUCUCCUACUGGCCCUACGGCUGUUACUGCGGACUUGGUGGCAGAGGCCAGCCCAAAGAUGCCUCGGACUGGUGCUGCAAGGUCCACGACUGCUGCUACGCCCACCUGAAGACCCACGGCUGCCGCUUCCACACGGACCACUACAAAUACAACUUCUCCCAGGGGGUCAUCCACUGCUCCGACAAGGGGACCUGGUGUGAGCGGGAGCUGUGUGCCUGUGACAAGGAGAUAGCCUCCUGCCUGAAGCGCAACCUGGACACCUACAACAAGCGCCUGCGUUUCUACUGGCGGCCCCACUGCAAGGGCCCGACCCCCAACUGCUAGGAGAAGCCGCACCCCUCUCCCCGCCCCCCGCCCCUGUCCCUCGGCACCCUGAGCUCUGAAAGUCCCGCAGGAUCACCGACAUCCCUGCCCCAGCAUCUAACUGGAAACAGCCUGGCUUUUAAAACAUUCCUGGGGACACAGGUUCCCAGCGCCCCCCGCAUGCCUCCUGCCCUUCUGGCUCCUCCCAACCAAGGCGGCAGCCAAGUCCUCUGUGGGUGCAUCCGGAUCUCGGGAAAAGCCGGGCAUGAGAGCCCCCAGGAUGGCAUUUGGGCCAAGGCAGCAGGGGUGGAGGCAGGGGUCUGGGGGCCACUGUGGCGAGUUCUGUGGGGUAGGGGGGGCGGCUCCCUGCCACUGCCCCCACCUGCUGGCCCCCAGCCCCAUCUCACCCGCUCCGAUACACCCUCCAGCAGCACCUGAGCGGCCUCUCUAAAGGGCAAUUUUUAUCUGUCCAUCCCCGUGACUCUCUCUCUUAAAACCCCAAGGCCCUCCCCUGCCCUAGGAUAAAGCGUCUCUUUGACAUUGGGACCCCACAUAGCCCCACAUAGAGGCCCUGUGUCCCUCUCCCCGACUAGGCUCUGAGGUUCCUGCAGGUGGAGCCCAGGACUGUCCUGGGCUCAGAAUGGAGAAGGGGCUCCAGGCACGGGCCCUGGAGUACUUGCUGCUGCCCCCGGGCAUUUGCUCAGGAUAGGCUCCCUGCAGAACCACCCCUGCCCCGCUGUCUCCUCGGGACCAGCCCUUCCCAGCUCCUCAGGGUCAGAGGCUGCUUCCCCGAGUGUCCCCAGGCUGACUCCUCUGCCCCUGCUGCCAGGGCUCACUCCCUCUGAUGAGCUCCCGUAGCCCUUCAGGGCUCUACUGUUUAGCUUUAGCUUGAGUGGCACGUGGGACUUCUCUGAUGUCCCACAACUACCCUGGAGCUCCCAGAGGACAGAGACCAUGUCUACCCCAUCCUUGUGUCCUCUGCUCUCACACACAGUAGGUGCUCAAUUAAUGCUUGUGGAUCAAAUAUGCCCAUAAUGGAUAGAUGGAGGAUGUAGCAGAUAUUGUUGAUGCCCCACCCAGAGCCCCUCCAGACCUGGGCUCCCCACCCCCAGAGAAGCUGGGUGUUGGCUGCUGAGUACCCCAAUCUGCCUCCUUCUCCUAAGGGUCACCCUGGUCUACUGGGAGCUGCCUUGUCUCCACCCCACGCCCCUCCCCCCCAGGGGCCACCUGUAACCAACAACCAGGAGAGGAGACCACACCACGGAGGGGACAACUGCCCUGCCCCCUUGCCUCUUUGCAGCACCAUUGGAGUGGUGCAACACCCCAGAAUUUCUCCUGAGAUGGAGCUGAGGCCAGACUUUCCCUGGAACCACUCUCCGCGUGGUCGCACCCUAGCCUGUCCUGUUUUCCUGGU
Messenger RNA from Microcebus murinus (gray mouse lemur), 1873 nucleotides. It is a transcript of the gene PLA2G2D, whose product is annotated as phospholipase A2 group IID. Gene Ontology annotation, molecular function: phospholipid binding; calcium ion binding. The record is from RefSeq and is a predicted model, not a curated record. Lineage: Eukaryota; Metazoa; Chordata; Mammalia; Primates; Cheirogaleidae. Gene Ontology annotation, biological process: lipid catabolic process; negative regulation of T cell proliferation; phospholipid metabolic process.